AUGGCAAAGGUAGUUGAGGUCUUCCCAGGCAGUGAUGGAAGGGUGAGAAGACUCAAACUACUGAAGAGUGACGCAACACUAGAUAGCAGGGGCAUACGCACAAGGAGGCACAUUUAUUAUGACCAGACCAUCAACACAUCAGUCCUCCACCUCCCCAUCAAGGGCACCCACUCCAUGUGGCUGAUGUUGCCUGGUAAUAUGACAAGACUGGAGAAUGCCAUAAACUCAGGUCAUAUCACCAAAUGGCUGAAAGUGAUGGAGUCCAGGAGAUACGAAAUAUAUGUUCCAAAGUUCUCCAUCAAGACUUCCUACAAACUGAACAAUGUGCUGACUGAAAUGGGAAUGUCAGACAUGUUUAAUGAUCGUGCAAAUUUGACUGGUAUUUCAGAGGGGCAUCAACUGUUAGUCUCAAAGGUUGUACACCAAGCCACCCUGGAUGUUAAUGAAGCUGGAGCCACAGCAGCAGCUGCCACAGGCAUCGAGCUCAUGGUCGGGUCCUCCCUCUUUCGUCCGGUCAUUCCGGUCUUGAAGUUUGACCGUCCAUUUAUGGUCAUGAUCACUGAGCGCAACACAGAAAACAUUCUUUUCAUGGGCAAGAUUAUCAACCCAAACAUCUGAUGGAGGAAAAAUUGUGUGUUCCAGCAUGGCUGUU
Molecule: messenger RNA, 652 nt
Organism: Archocentrus centrarchus (flier cichlid)
Lineage: Eukaryota; Metazoa; Chordata; Actinopteri; Cichliformes; Cichlidae
Product: alpha-1-antitrypsin homolog
Exons: 4
Coding region: 1-618 (205 amino acids)
Molecular function (GO): serine-type endopeptidase inhibitor activity
Source: RefSeq, a predicted model, not a curated record